AUGUCGGCCAGAGCAAAAAUCACUCUAGGAGCAGCCAUAAUUAUUUCAUCCCUAACAGUAUGGGGUGUUCAUUUUCAGCAGACUCAGGAACGUGAGGCUAUGUACAAAGGCGUUCUAAAAGAUGAUGAACGACGAGUUGCAAAAAUGAAGCAAAGGCAGCAGGAAUUUGAGGAAUCUCAGCGAAAGCGCGAGCUAUAUGAGCGCGUUCAGACUGUCCGGGAAUCAGGCGAAGUUUCUGGUCCCUCAUAA
Lentinula edodes (shiitake mushroom) is the source of this 249-nucleotide messenger RNA. RefSeq lists its product as uncharacterized. Gene Ontology annotation, cellular component: mitochondrion. Gene Ontology annotation, biological process: mitochondrial respiratory chain complex IV assembly. NCBI's taxonomy places the organism in Eukaryota, Fungi, Basidiomycota, Agaricomycetes, Agaricales, Omphalotaceae. The record is from RefSeq and is a predicted model, not a curated record. The transcript has 2 exons. Bases 1 to 249 code for a protein of 82 amino acids.